Gaeumannomyces tritici R3-111a-1 is the source of this 1978-nucleotide messenger RNA. RefSeq lists its product as hypothetical. NCBI's taxonomy places the organism in Eukaryota, Fungi, Ascomycota, Sordariomycetes, Magnaporthales, Magnaporthaceae. Bases 19 to 1899 code for a protein of 626 amino acids. Gene Ontology annotation, biological process: copper ion import; iron ion transport; intracellular iron ion homeostasis. Gene Ontology annotation, molecular function: ferric-chelate reductase activity. Gene Ontology annotation, cellular component: plasma membrane. The transcript is spliced from 4 exons. The record is from RefSeq and is a predicted model, not a curated record.
GAAACAGACAUCGACACUAUGGCAGGACCUGCCGUAGGCAGCAACCCCGCCUCGGGUGGUAAAUGGGGAGGACGAGAUCCGGCUGUGGCGAUGCAGCGAGAGCAGAUGAACUUCCGAGUGGCCACCAACUAUGCUAUCUUCCUGGCCUCCAUCGUUGGCGUCUUCAUCAUUCUUCACUGGUCAAGGUACUUGGCCACCACAGCACAGCAGUCAGCCAAGGCCCCAUCAUUCCCGAGAUUCAUUUCUGUGCCCUUUAUCAGGGUGUCGAGGCUGUUGAGGAAUGUCCUUCUCAGGCAAGCCCCCGGCUUCCACUCAUCAGGGCAUGGCGUUCUCGUCGCAAUCUAUGUGGCCGUCAACGUGGCCAUGAUCUUCACAAACCUUGACAUGAGCAAGAACUCCAACAUUGCUGCAAGGUUCGGCUGGUUGGCCACAACUAACCUGGCCUUUGUCGUCUUUUUGGCCUUGAAGAACACGCCGCUGGCCAUCCUCACAUCCUACUCGUACGAGCGGCUCAACAACCUACACCAGAUCGCCGGCUGCACGACCUUUUUGAUGCUGGUCAUGCACGCGUCGCUCUACACACAGUACUUUGCCGCCAUGGGCAGGUGGGACAAGCUGCAGGAGCACGAGCAGAUCGCCGGCAUCGUCUCGGCGUUUGCCUUCCUCGUCCUAGUGGCGACGGCGCUGCUGGUGAGGCGGUUCUGUUACGAGGUCUUUUACGUGGCGCACCUGGCGUCGUUUGUCACGGCCAUCGUGGCUAUGGCCUUCCACCGGCCCGAGUUCGAGCACAAGACGGCCAUCAUCGCGUGCGUGGCCGGCGGCCUGUGGGUGCUGGACCGCGCCGUCCGCAUGGCGUGGCUGGCCGUCAAUGGCGUCAACAACGAGGCCACCGUGUACCCGCUCGCCGGCGGCGGCACGCGCAUCAUCCUCGCCAAGCGGCCCGCCCGCGCAGUCCCGGGCAAGCACUGCUUCGUCUGGAUCCCCUCGGUCCGCCGUUUCGAGACGCACCCCUUCACCGUCAUCGACACGGCGCCCAUGGAGUUCGUCGUCAAGACGAACAACGGCUUCACCCGCGACCUGCACAGGUUCGCCGUCGCCAACCCGGGCGCCACGGUGCGCGCCUCGGUCGACGGGCCCUACGGCACCUUCCCGGACCCCAUGCUGUACGACCGCGUCGUCCUGAUCGCCGGCGGCAGCGGCGCCUCGUUCACCUUCGGGCUGGCCGUCAACCUGCUCGAGCGCAUGGGGCCCGAGUCGACCAAGAGCAUUACGUUUAUCUGGAUCGUGAGGAAGCAUGAAACACUCACCUGGUACGCCGAGCAUCUGAGGACGCUGCACGAUCACCCCAACUCGCCAAAAUGCAAAAUCUCCCUGUUCGCCACGCGGGCGACCCAAACGUCUAGCUCGUCCUCGGACGAGGCGGCCGAGACGCCCCGGCUCCGAACAUCAGGCAUCGACAACAGCUCGACUGAGCGGUCGCCAGCGUCGCCGGACCUGGAGAAGGUGCUGCGGGAGGCGCUGCCGGCACCAGCGGACGACUACGACGAGAAGAAGGUCGAGGUGCACGAGACGCACAGCGAGGCGCGCAUCGUCGACGACGACAAGGAGACCGGGACGACGGCGGCAGCGGCGGGCACGGACAUGGAGGCGGCGUCGCAGAGCGGGGCCAGCGCGUCCACGGCGGCGGCGCUGCCGCUGCGGCACGCCGUGACGGCGGGCCGGCCCGACGCGAGCCAGGUGAUCCGCGCCGCCGUGGCCGAGACGCCGGCGCACCAGCGCGUGCUCGUCGCGGUGUGCGGGCCCGGCAGCCUCGUCAAGGUGGUGCGCGACACGACGGCCGCGUGCAUCCGCGGCGACGGGCCCGGCAUCGAGCUGCACUGCGAGAAGUUUGGUUGGUGAGGGAUGGUUCAAUGUUUUAUCAUGUCGGCUCUCUCUCUCUCUCUCUCACUCUCUCUCUCUCUCUCUCUCUCUCUCUCCC